Messenger RNA from Fraxinus pennsylvanica, 837 nucleotides. NCBI's taxonomy places the organism in Eukaryota, Viridiplantae, Streptophyta, Magnoliopsida, Lamiales, Oleaceae. The record is from the annotation of a GenBank genome assembly.
AUGAGUGAUUCACCGAGUAUUAGUCAGAAUUUGGGCGACUCGAGUGUGAUUGAAGCUACAGGGAAGACCAUAAUGGUGACAAUCAUACUACUCGUCUUUGUGGUGGUCUGUGUCGUUUGUGCCCACCUUUAUGCCAAAUGGUACUGGAACCGCCGCCAUGAGAACACCAUCACAGGGGGGCGCCACCAAGUAAGAGCCGUCACAGCUCUGCGCCACGGUCUUGAUCCCACUAUCCUCAAAACCAUACCUGUAGUUAUAUUUGAUCCUAAGGAGUUCAAAGAUGGAUUGGAAUGUUCAGUGUGUCUUUCUGAGGUCUCUCAAGGUGAAAAAACCAGGCUUUUGCCAAAAUGCAAUCAUGGGUUUCAUAUGGAUUGUAUUGAUAUGUGGUUUCAAUCUCAUUCCACUUGUCCACUCUGUCGAGACCCUAUUUCGAAUCAGAAUGAAUCCUCGUCGAAUUCUAGUAGUCCCGAAGAGACUGUAAUCCCCGUUGAAGAAAAUCCAGGCCAGCGACCAAAUUUUCCCGCCAAUGUGUUGUUUUUUGGAAGUGAGACUCAAGUUAGUACUUUUGGACCUUGUUUGGAGGAUAGCCAUCAAGGUACUGUUACUGCUGCUUCCUCUCGGCCCCCUUGUUCGUCAUCAUCAGCCUCGACAAGUAAUAGACCAGACGGAAUGCUUGUCAUUGACAUUCCAAGACAGGUUAACGAAGAGGAAGACGAGAAAUCGCCUGCCCCUUCGCGUUUGAGGUCGUUGAAAAGGCUUAUGAGUGGUAAUAUAAGGUUUAAUCCUUGGAGUCCUAGAAAUGUGGAUAUGGAACAAGGAAAUAGCAGCCAAAGUUAA